Molecule: messenger RNA, 1107 nt
Organism: Sapajus apella (tufted capuchin)
Lineage: Eukaryota; Metazoa; Chordata; Mammalia; Primates; Cebidae
Gene: PLGRKT
Product: plasminogen receptor with a C-terminal lysine
Exons: 6
Coding region: 402-845 (147 amino acids)
Biological process (GO): positive regulation of plasminogen activation
Cellular component (GO): plasma membrane
Source: RefSeq, a predicted model, not a curated record
GGCUCCAAUCCCGAGGCUGGGUGGGGCGAGGCCGGGUCCCUGACGCGGGCGAAAGGACCCCGGGCCUGGGGGCCACUGCACGGGCCGCCUGGUCCUCGCGCCUCCGCUGCCCAGUGAGUGAACACCGGCCGCAGGCGGGUGGGGGAAGGAUCAUCCCGGCCACGUCAGCCAGCGGGAUCUCCUGCGCUCCGGGCUUGCCAGGCCGCGCUGAGCGCCCGCUCCUCGUGAGCGCCGGCCCUUGGCUCUCGCACUGCCCCUGGUGCUGAUAGGUGUUGUUUCCCAUAAGGAAGCUCUUCUUCCUGCUUGGCUUUCACCUUUAACCCUUCCACCUGGGAGCGUCCUCCAACACACUCAAACUACGAGUCCAGACCCAAGAAAGCAAGGCCCAGAAAGAGGUCAAGAUGGGGUUUAUAUUUUCAAAAUCUAUGAAUGAAAACAUGAAAAAUCAAAAGGAGUUCAUGCUUAUGAAUGCUCGACUUCAGCUGGAAAGGCAACUCAUCAUGCAGAGUGAAAUGAGGGAAAGACAAAUGGCCAUGCAGAUAGCAUGGUCUCGGGAAUUCCUCAAAUAUUUUGGAACUUUUUUUGGCCUUGCAGCCAUCUCUUUUACAGCUGGAGCAAUUAAAAAAAAGAAGCCAGCCUUUCUGGUCCCUAUUGUUCCAUUAAGCUUUAUCCUCAUCUACCAGUAUGACUUGGGCUAUGGAACCCUUCUAGAAAGAAUGAAAGGUGAAGCUGAGGACAUACUGGAAACAGAAAAGAGUAAAUUGCAGCUGCCAAGAGGAAUGAUCACUUUUGAAAGCAUUGAAAAAGCCAGAAAGGAACAGAGUAAAUUCUUCACAGACAAAUGAAAUCGUGUUUACCAGUCAAAUCUCAAAGCACAGAAUUAUUAACUUGAAUCAUGGUUCUUACGGUUUUUUAAAUGCUCAAGAUUUUGAUAUUAUAGAUUUUAUUUUAAAAUAUUAAAAUGCAAGAUGAGUUUUGAGCUAUUUUAAAAUAAAAUUUAUAACAUUCAACACAAAUCAUGGAGGUGCUCUAACUUUCAGAUUUCCUCUCUGUGUGCAUUACAGAUAUCUAAGUGUAAAAUUAAUAAAUUGUUUUGAAUUCCUGGAA